This is a messenger RNA of Poecilia reticulata (guppy), 2599 nucleotides long. RefSeq names its product LRAT domain containing 2a (gene lratd2a). Lineage: Eukaryota; Metazoa; Chordata; Actinopteri; Cyprinodontiformes; Poeciliidae. The record is from RefSeq and is a predicted model, not a curated record.
AGCGUCCUGCACGAGAGAGUCGCUGUUCACAGACCGAGCCGUCAUCAGAUCAGAUCCGCCUCCGGUCCCGACGCCAGGCGGCCGGACCUGCCGCUCUGUGCGCACCGCUGGAUUAAAACACGCAAUCUGUACUUAUAUUUGGAGUGAUUUUCUUUUAACAUUUUACAGGAACUUUACGCAGGAAAACCACCGGGUUACACCUGCGUGCAUGCUCUGUUGGCCGACUCUAAAAACCACUUCGUAUUCUCUCCUAGACCCCAACUUGUUGAUGGGGGCGCCGAGGGGCUCUCCCUCAAUUCUUACGCGUAAUCUGGGUCUAACUCUGUUCGACGGUGGAAGUUUCGAGCAGCGCGGUUUCCUGACAGAUGGCUGCGAUGGGAGGUGAUCGGUAACAGCCCUCGGCAUCGGAUUACACAGUCAGGCUGCUGCCAGGUAAAGCAGCAGGAUGGGAAACCAGAUGGACAGGCUGUCACAUCUAAGUUAUGCAGAAGUUCCGACGGUGGACCCGAACGGCGUGGACACGGACGACGGUCCGCGGAUCGGAGUGUCUUACAUCUUCUCAAGCGACGACGACGAGCUGGAGGACGGAUGCGUGGUGGAUGGCGGAGAAAAGCGCGCAAACGAGGAAGAGAAAAACUAUGAUCCGCGCGACGAGGUGGAGUGCGCUGUCUACAACAGAGAGGAGUGCAUCUACGAGAAGAGCGCGAAGUGCGCAAACCUGGAGGUCUACUCCCCGGAGAACCUGCUCAACAAGUGCAAGGCGGGGGACCUGGUGGAGUUUGUGGCCACGGGUCAGUACCCGCACUGGGCCGUGUGUGUCGGGGACUUCCAGGUGGUGCACCUGCACAGAGCCGAGGUUAAAAACAGCUUUCUGACCGACGCCAGCCAAGGGAGGAGGUGUCGGAUCGUGAACGACUGGUACAAACUGAAGCCCCUGUGCGCAGACGUGGUGGUGCAGAACGCGAUGGAGCAGGUGGGGCUGAAGGACCGGGAGCUGAGCUGGAGGAACUCGGAGAGCUUCGCCGGUUGGUGCAGGUUCGGCAAGAGGGAGUUCAAGAUGGGCGGGGAGAUCCGGAUCGGCAAGCAGCCCUACAGGCUGAAGGUGUUCGUGUCGGACAAACAAUCCCACGUGUUGGAGUUUCAGAGCUUGGAGGACGUGAUCAUGGAGAAGCGGAGGAACGACCACCUGGGCAGGACAGCCGUGCUGCGGGAGCUGGCGGCGCAUUUCAGAGGCGUGGAGGAGAUGAAAAGUGAGAUGGGAGCGGAAUGAUGUCAGUUCCUCUCUACAUAUCUGUUACACUGAUCUCCUGAAUCCGUAGCAAUCCUCAUUAAUUUUUCAGGCAAAAACAAAACAAAACAAAAACAAAAAAACAUUCACACCCCUGAAGUUUUACACACUUUGUCACAUUGCAGCUAAAAACCUGAAUGCGAUUUGGGGACCAACUCAAAGGAGCACAUAGUUGUGAAGUAGAAGGAAAAUCAUGCAUAGUUUUAAAAUUUUAAACCCAAAAUAUCAGAAAUUAAAGACAUUCAUUUAGCCUGGUUAGGUCCCCUAUACAUAGAGUUCGAAAUUAUUCCAGAAAUUAACUUUUUGACCUGGACGCAAAAGGUUAAAUCUAACUGGACAUACCUCUGAACACCAUACCCACUGUCAAACAUGGUAGUGGCAGCAUCAUGCUGUUUAGAUUUAGCAGGUAGAAGGAUUUGGUCACGGUUAAUGAGGAGCUGAAUGGCGGUCAAUGCAGGACAUUCAAAGCACAGAGAUGUUUUAGAAUGGCCCAGUCAAAGUCAAGACCUAAAGCUAACUAGAAUUAUGUGGCAAGACUUGAAAAUUGAUGCUCUUGGAUCUUCUCCAUCGAAUAUGACUGAGGUUGAGCUAUUUGGCUUAAAUAAGAACAGUUAUCAGAGACGUAACUAGGAUUUUGCAGUAAAUCAUUUAUUCAACGGAUUGAAUCACUUGGGAAUACCACCAUUCACUUUCCACUUCACAGUUGGACUUGUUUGUGUUGGUCUAUUUUAAAAUAAUCAAGCAAAUUGAAGUCAGUGGUUGUAAACUUCCUGCAUUUGAAAAUGUUUAAGAGGUCUACAUUUGUUUGCAAGGCCCUGUAAGAAUAACUUCAGCAUUUAAGCAUUUAAUUGACACAUGGACAUACUUUUGGUCCGUGUUUUUAUUUGUUUUUUUUUUUUAAGUUUAUAAUUUAACUGCCUUAAAGCCUCAAUCAUUUCACAACUCAACUUUGACAAAUGAAAAUGACUGAAUCAGCUGUUUAUUUUUGCUACUAAAUGCUCUCCACUCGUAGAAUGUAGUUUUUAUAAACGCUUUACAAAUCCAUCCCAAAGUGUCUGGAAGCAGGAUGAACACAUUCCUUCUAUUUAUAGAUUGUCUCAUUACUUGAUCCGGUUGAGAUUUAAAUUUCAUGUCUCAGCUCUCUCAAGACUGCUGUGGAUUUUAUUUUUUAUUUCUUUCCAGCCUUUUUGGGUGAGUCCAACCCAGCAGACACAUGUGGAGGAAAUGUUGUGGAGCAUUGUCUGUUGAACUGAUCAAAGUCUGUGUUAACUGUUCCCAAAGUUUGAGUAAAUCAUGAGUCACUCUAUCUCA